CUUCACCUGCUAAAUUGUUGAUCCAUCGUAUGGAGGGACCCCAUGGAGCUGCCAGGGAGUCUGCAUUUCACCGCACAGCUGAUCCUCCCCGCUUCGCAGGGGACCGUGGACGUGGGUUGUCCUUGUCCUCCCCAACCGAUAAAGUCAUCGAGUCCGCACAUUCUGAUCUCUCUUCUUCCCACACUCAACCGAAGCUCGUGUGAAAUCGAUUGCUACCCGCACCAUGGCGUCCAACGAGAUAUCGCAAGAGCAGAAGCACGUUAGUGACGACGAGAAAUAUGUGGGUGAGAAGCAGGAAACCGCGCAUGUCGACUUGACGAACAGCGCUACAGCCAAGAUCAAGAACCCUCUUGCGCACCUGUCCAAUGAAGAAGUCAUGAAGGAUGUCCAAGAUUUCGCCAACACCAACGGCUUCCCGGAAAUGACUGAUAUACUCGUGAAAGGCGCGCUCGUUGCCAAAGAUCCUCCGGCCUUUGAAAGUGUCCCCGGUCUCUCGGAGGGCGAAAAGGACGCUAUCAGAAACGAGGUCUUGCACAAAUGGCGCCAACCAAGGUCGCUUUACUUCACCAUCAUUCUCUGCUCAAUCGGCGCAGCCGUCCAGGGUUGGGAUCAAACGGGUUCCAAUGGUGCCAAUUUGUCCUUCCCAGAUGCCCUCGGUAUCCCUAUCUCCGACACCCUGGCCGAUGGCUCUCCCAACCCGAACGCCGCUCGCAACCAGUGGUAUCAAGGAUUGAUCAAUGCCGGACCUUACAUCGCUUCUGCCUUCCUUGGGUGCUGGUGCUCUGAUCCCCUGAACAAAUACUUUGGCCGUCGUGGCACAAUCUUCGUGUCGGCUGUCUUCUGCUUCUUGUCUCCUAUCGGUAGUGCCGUGGCUCAAACUUGGGAACAACUUCUGGUCACGCGACUGCUCCUUGGUAUUGGUAUGGGUUGCAAGGGCUCGACCGUUCCAAUCUUCAGCGCCGAAAAUGCCCCAGCCUCCAUCCGUGGAGCUUUGGUCAUGAGUUGGCAGAUGUGGACUGCUUUUGGUAUCUUUCUGGGAACAUGUGCCAACCUUGCCGUCAAGGACACUGGUUCCAUCUCCUGGCGCCUACAAUUCGGCUCUGCCUUUAUCCCUGCUGUGCCAUUGCUUGUCGGCAUCUACUUCUGCCCAGAGUCACCUCGUUGGUACAUCAAGAAAGGCAAAUAUAUCAACGCCUACCGUUCUCUGAAGAGACUCAGAAACACCGAACUCCAAGCUGCUCGUGACCUUUACUACAUCUAUGCCCAGCUACGCAUGGAGGCUUCCCUUGUUGACCGACAGACGAACUACGUCACACGCUUCAUCGAGCUGUUUACGAUCCCUCGUGUCCGUCGUGCCACCCUCGCCUCGUUCACAGUCAUGAUUGCUCAGCAGAUGUGCGGAAUCAACAUUAUUGCUUUCUACAGCUCUACCGUCUUCGAACAGGCGAAUGCCUCGGUCACAGAAUCAUUGCUCGCCUCCUGGGGUUUCGGCUUGGUCAACUUCGUCUUCGCGUGGCCCGCCAUUUGGACCAUCGACACCUUUGGCCGUCGAUCACUCCUCUUGUUCACUUUCCCCCAGAUGGCCUGGACUUUGCUUGCCGCUGGUCUGUGCUACCUGAUUCCCUCGGACAGCAAGGCUCACUUGGGCCUCGUGGCCCUUUUUAUCUAUCUGUUUGCGGCAUUCUAUUCUCCCGGUGAAGGUCCCGUGCCAUUCACAUACUCGGCCGAGGUGUUCCCCCUGUCUCAUCGUGAGGUCGGUAUGGCUUGGGCCGUGGCAACUUGUCUCUUCUGGGCUGCCGUGCUCUCCAUCACUUUCCCCAGAAUGCUUAGCGCUAUGACACCUACCGGUGCUUUCGGAUUCUAUGCCGGCUUGAACCUCGUUGCGUUCUGCAUGAUCUUCUUGUGGCUGCCCGAGACCAAGCAGCGCACUCUGGAGGAACUCGACUACAUCUUCGCCAUCCCGACUCGCACGUUUAUGAAGCAUCAAUGCGGCACCGUCUUGCCAUGGUGGAUCAAGACGUACAUCUUCCGCCGCAAGAUCGGUCCUUGCCCGUCGUUGUGGUCGUUCGAUGGACAUGUGGACAACGACAAGGAAUUUGUCGAGACCAUUCGUCGCCAGAGCGCCGCCGUCCAAGGAGGCCGUCGCCGAAGUAGCAUCGCAGACAAGAUUGUCAAUAGAUUCUAGACGCCAUUGGCAAUGGCAAUGGCCGUGGCCACCAAGCAGCUAUUGCGACCGCCACUUUUGACGAGGAGGUACUAGUCCCUCCAGCUUGGCAAGGUCUGCAGCAGGUCCGUCAUGGCACAGCUUAAGCACGACAUAGGAGUUGAAUGCGAAGGGGAAAGAAAAUUCGGUCCAUGCCGACCAUGAAACAGAAUGUCAAACACGUUAACGAAAAAGAUACCCAAGAAUCACAAAUGACAAUUUUUAAUAGUAUCUCUCAAGUGAAGUCUACUUCACAGAGAUUGUUCUAUGGUUCGGAAUCCUUCUAGGAAUCACAUCUCGACGAAAUAAAGCGCCGUGAAAGGCCGCAGCUGGCUUCAAGAAAUUUCACAGCCACCAAAAUGCGACCAAAGCAAGACUGCACCCUGACGAGACCACGAGAGCCAUGCUUCCUAGCUUUGUUGCAUCACUCGUCUUGAACCUAUCCAUGGUUGGCACCUGGGUCGGGACGGC
Messenger RNA from Exophiala xenobiotica, 2674 nucleotides. RefSeq lists its product as uncharacterized. The transcript is spliced from 9 exons. NCBI's taxonomy places the organism in Eukaryota, Fungi, Ascomycota, Eurotiomycetes, Chaetothyriales, Herpotrichiellaceae. The coding region runs from base 224 to 2185 and encodes 653 amino acids. Gene Ontology annotation, biological process: transmembrane transport. Gene Ontology annotation, cellular component: membrane. Gene Ontology annotation, molecular function: myo-inositol:proton symporter activity. The record is from RefSeq and is a predicted model, not a curated record.